This is a messenger RNA of Arachis duranensis, 644 nucleotides long. RefSeq lists its product as uncharacterized. NCBI's taxonomy places the organism in Eukaryota, Viridiplantae, Streptophyta, Magnoliopsida, Fabales, Fabaceae. The record is from RefSeq and is a predicted model, not a curated record.
CCCUUACACUCUGUCUCCUUCUCUCUCUCUCUCUCUCUCGCUCUCAAGAGUGCUAUGGUGGAUCUUCAGACGGUGUGCUGCAUGUGCGGCGACGUUGGUUUCCCCGACAAGCUUUUCCGAUGCAACAAAUGCCGCCACCGCUUUCAGCACUCGUAUUGCAGCAACUACUACGGGGAGUUACCUGAAAUACAACUGUGCGAUUGGUGCCAAACCGCAAAAACCGUCGCUUCCAAUUCCAAGAAACCGCCAUCUCUUGCCGGAACAACCAACCGUUCGGAAUAUUCCGGCGACAAAAUCAAGCAUCAUGAUCGCGAAGGGUACAAGCUUCUCAAGGAUGUCAUGUGUUAAAACAAAUAAACAAGAAGCUUAGAUCAGAUCAACAUCAAUCACCACCACUACUACCACUACUACUAGCUAGCUAGCUAUAUUAAUUAGUAUUAGUCUUAAUUAAUUAGGUGACUAUUUAUAUUACUCUGUGUCCAUGUAGUAGAGCUUUGUGUGCGACGCGAAAUUGCAUGUGUGUUUAUAUCUUUGAUCUUGGCUUGAUGAGUUGCUUUUUCUAUCGAGCUAAGUAAUAUAAGUUGUGAAUACAGCUAUAAAAAUAUGGAUAUGUAUAUUUAAUGUAUUAUCUAGCUUCAACUUUU